AUGGUAAAGAAGGGUUUACUAGAGCGUCUGACAGAGGGUCCUGUGGUGGGGGACGGCAGUUAUGUCUUCACCCUGGAGAAACGUACCUAUGUCAUGGCCGGACCCUGGACCCCUGAAGUUGUAGUGGAACAUCCCGACGCAGUGAAGCAGCUUCACAGGGAGUACAUUCGCGCAGGCGCAGAUGUGGUGCAGGCUUUUACGUUCUACUCGACAGACGACAAACUUAACCUACCCGGACACGAGGCUGGCGCUACCAUCACGUGCAAAGAGCUGAACCACAUGGCCUGUACCAUUGCGAAGGAGGUGGUGGGGGUGUCGGACGUGCUCAUUUGUGGCGCGUUGUCUCCGACCCCGUCCUACACAGAGGGCCGGGGGAAGGAGACCGUACAGCGGGAGUUCAGGAAACAAGUGGAGGUGUUCGUGGAACACGAUGUAGACUUCCUAUUGGCUGAGUUUAUAGGGUACAUAGAGGAGGCAGAGUGGGCUAUUGAGCUUCUGAAGUCCACGGGGAAGCCCGUAGCGUGUACACUGCGUACCGGGCCUGUCGGGGACAACAGCGGCGUGCCACCGGGGGAAUGCGCCGUCAGGAUGGCUAAGGCCGGCGCGGACGUGAUCGGCGUGAACUGUAAGUUCGACCCGACCACGUGUCUGAAGACCGUGGCGCUGAUGAAGGCUGCCCUGGAGAGGGAGGGCCUGUCCCCGUUCCUGAUGGUCCAGCCGGUCGGCUUCCACUGCCCGGAAGUGGAGAUGGAGCACGAGGGGUACGGCAUGCUGCCGGAGAACCCGUUCGCCCUGGAACCUCGCCAGCUGACCAGGUUUGACGUCCAUAAGUUCGCGCGCGCCGCCUAUGAGCUGGGGGUGAGGUACAUCGGCGGCUGCUGCGGGUUCGAACCGCACCACAUCAGGGCUAUAUCUGAAGAGUUGAGUGCAGAACGUGGCGGGAAGCUAGGAGAGGGCAGCAGGAAACACGUACCCUGGGGAGGAGCUCUGACCAGCAGUGUCCUGGGAACGAACAGGGCCAAGGCCAGUCGGGAACACUGGGAGAGAGUGCAGCCCGCCUCGGGUCGCCCUGGACAUCCCAACCUGCAGAACAAACUUAUGGACUAGUCAAGCCAAACUCACUAGAACCAGCAGUCCUCAGAAUUAAUCAGUAGACCUCAAUAAAUAGCAGUCAGAAUUUUGCAGGCCCUUCUUGACAUCGUAUAAUUCCAGUCAGACGAUCAAAACGUUUCUUAACGGUUGCCAAGGCAACGGUUGCUAUGCUAUUAUAAUAGUGUCUGUGAGAAGUGACUUCAGCACCAAGGACAGCGACAAACCACUUCCUUGUGAUUCCACUUCAUGAAGUGAAAACAUAACGAUAGAUAACUAUUGUACAUUGUCUAAGGAAAUUAGAAACAAUGGACUAUUCCUAUCAUCUGCCACUGUAGGCGCCAUCUUUAGAUGUUGUU
Branchiostoma belcheri (Belcher's lancelet) is the source of this 1448-nucleotide messenger RNA. Its product is annotated as betaine--homocysteine S-methyltransferase 1-like. Lineage: Eukaryota; Metazoa; Chordata; Leptocardii; Amphioxiformes; Branchiostomatidae. Gene Ontology annotation, molecular function: betaine-homocysteine S-methyltransferase activity; zinc ion binding. The record is from RefSeq and is a predicted model, not a curated record. The coding region runs from base 1 to 1107 and encodes 368 amino acids. The transcript has 8 exons.